AUGGACAAAUUCAAAGACUUAACCGAGAGAUUUGCUUAUAAAGAAGAUGACCAGAUUGUAAAAACACCUACAAAGAGAGCCAGCUCAAGAAAAGCUGCAACUAAAAGCGUUGCUACCAAUCAUAAAGUGACCAAAUCGACAACUAGUUACAAGUAUCACAAGUCAGAGCUUUUGUAUCAACAUCUUGAGCCACUUCCAGAUUUGUUGGACUAUAAUUUGAAACUUGUGUUUUGUGGAUUCAAUCCAGGUAUCAAAUCAGCUGAAGUUGGUCAUAGAUAUGCCCAUCGCUCCAAUGAUUUUUGGAAAUUUAUUUACGAAUCUGGGAUUGUUGAUGAAAAAUUGGUUCCUCAAGAAGAUGAAACAAUGAGAGAAAGAUUUGGUAUUGGUUUCACUGAAUUAGUCAUGAGGCCUACAAAGGGUAUCGAAGAGAUUCCGGCUAUAGAAAUGCAACAAAAUGUUCCAAGAUUGAUCGAAACUAUCAAUAAGUAUCAACCAAAGGUUCUAUGUCUAGUUGGGCGAGGUAUUUGGGAUAGUAUUGUGAAGCAUUCUAAUUUCAAGCAGCAGAAAUUCAUCUGGGGUCUACAAGAUCAAAAUUUGUUUCAAUGUGAAUGCUUUGUUGUGCCCUCAACUUCUGGACUUGUUAGGAUUCCAAGGGAUCAAAAAUUAAAACUUUGGAAAGAGUUGAAAAGUAUAGUCUAUGAACAAUAA
Hansenula anomala is the source of this 708-nucleotide messenger RNA. RefSeq names its product mismatch-specific DNA-glycosylase. Gene Ontology annotation, biological process: base-excision repair, AP site formation. The record is from RefSeq and is a predicted model, not a curated record. The coding region runs from base 1 to 708 and encodes 235 amino acids. Lineage: Eukaryota; Fungi; Ascomycota; Saccharomycetes; Phaffomycetales; Wickerhamomycetaceae. The transcript has a single exon. Gene Ontology annotation, molecular function: mismatch base pair DNA N-glycosylase activity.